Messenger RNA from Alternaria rosae, 3031 nucleotides. RefSeq lists its product as uncharacterized. NCBI's taxonomy places the organism in Eukaryota, Fungi, Ascomycota, Dothideomycetes, Pleosporales, Pleosporaceae. The record is from RefSeq and is a predicted model, not a curated record. The transcript is spliced from 4 exons. Bases 131 to 2998 code for a protein of 955 amino acids.
CGCUCUUUACAUUCGCUCGUUUUCUUUACACUUUUUUUUAAUAAUCGGGUUGUCGUUCGUGAGCUGCUUGGCCCUCACAAGAGUACGAACAUUUCUUCAACACGUUCAUUUCGAUUAAUACGCGCGCGAUAUGCAUUUCUCCAGCCUCCGCGGCGCAUUUGCUGUUCUCUUAAUCGCAUACUUUAGCGCAGAUGUUGCCGCGAUUUCGGGUGAUGACCUUGAGACGCAUCGGCUGCUGCGAGCGGCUACAAAACGAACAGAUCUAUAUCGAAGGGGUGUGAGGAUCACCAAAAGAUUCGAGUCUGAGUUGGCCUAUGUGGACAAUGAGAACGUCUGGAAUGACAAGUCUACAUUUGCUUCACAGGUCAAAGUCAGCGGGCAGAAACCACUACUCAAUCUGGAAGAACAUGAACAUCACCUGAGAGACGUACAGUGUGGGGAUGAUAUGAUGAAGCUACACUUUGUGGAUACUUCUUCAGCACGAGACGCCCGAGCGGCCUGUCAUGACGCUGAUGGUGGUUUGAUCAUCACAUCCCACGAAGGCUGUAAUGAUGAGGGCGAGCGAUCAGUAUAUCGGGUCAAUGACGUGUCGUUCGCUGAGGACGGUGAAGCCCUUGAGCUGUCCGUCUCAAAGACAACAUGGCGAGCAGCGUUUGACCAUGUCGACAUCUCUUUCGGCCACACGACAGACGAUCACGUUUACCGGCGCCACUCCGAUUUCGCUAGGAUUCGUAACAAGCGACAGAACAAGGUCGACAUACCGGCAGAUACUCCUGACGAUGUCAACACUGUUUCUUUCGACCUAUCAUCGGAGCUUCUCGAUACCACUUUCCCGGUCGAAGCCUUCCUAUCGGGUAUUGCUGGCCUUGUUGGAGCACCUGAUGUACCGUUGCCGAUCGAGAUUGGAUGCAAGCGAUGCGCAACAAGUGGGCAGAUCGCCCUCUCGCAGGGUGCCUUCAACAUCGAUCUUUCCCAAAUCGAUCUCAUUCCGGACAUUUUCGAAGGCGGCGACGACGGCAAGGAAAUCUCGCAUGUCAUCAGUGGUGGUUUCGUAGAGCUUGUGGCGACUGGUGUUGGUGCAACACUGGACUUGUUCGCUAGACCGCCCAGCUCUGGGAAAUUUGAGGUCGCUCUAUUCCAACUUCCUAUUGCUGGGUUUACAAUUCCAGGUAUUGGAAAGGCUGGAGCUAUCUUUGAGCCGAGGCUCGCCUUUGACUUUGAGAUCAGUGGUACGCUUGAAGUCAACUACGGACUCCAGCUUACGGUCCCUGAUGGUUCCAGUAUCCGAGUUGAGCUUACGGAUCUCGCCAGCAGCCGCGUCACUGGCUUCCAGGAAACAAGUCUCACUCCGCUGCCCGUCAACGUCAACAUAACUGAUGCAGAAAUCUUGCUUGGUCUCGCGUUUAUUCCUGCCAUUCCGAUCGGCUUUGAUUUUCUGGAUCAGCUGAAGGCUGAAGUCACGCCAUCUUUGAAUUUACCUCGUCUGGACGCGAAGCUGUCCAGCAACAUCCCGGAGAACUGCGGUGCCGCCGGCAACAGCAGCAAUGCUACAGUACCGGAUGCGCCAUUCGCGAACCAGACAUCAGGAUUUCCACCCGAACUCCUCAGCCUGGGCCCUCUUGCUUUGGUCGAAGCAAAUGUUUCCCUUUCCAUCGAUAUUGCUCUUGAUGUUUCGAUACCAAUCCUUCCACCACCUUUCAAUGCGGUCAGUGUCCAGGAGAACAUUUUCACUGCAGUCUUUCCUCUACUAUCAGGCUGCGCAGCGCCUGAUACUGCUUUCAACAACGUCACAGGCGUCAUUGUGCCUCCACCUCCCCCGAUGAUGGUCGAAGCUACGUCCACAGCGCCGAAGUUGGAAGCCAACAUGACCGCGGCGCCAAAGCUAGAAGCCAACAUGACAUCUUUGUUCAGCUCCACCGUAUUAGGAACGCCAGUUGCUGAUAAUACGGCGAAAACUACAGCAACUAUUGCUAGUGAGAUGGCCGCGGCCCCCACUUUGAUGCCAAACGUUACCUUCAUAUUCGCCAGUGACGUGGUCCCGUCCUCUGCAGAGCCGAUUGCUACCUCGACACCGAUGAGUAGCACCAUGUCUACGACUUUGCUCUUGAACACCACUUCCAAUGCGAUGAGUAGUAUGGUGUCUACGACUGCUGCUCUGAACACCACCUCCACUUUGGCAAGCAGCACCGCAGACGCGACGUCGCUGUUGAAUACUACUUCGACGAUGGCGAGCGAGGUAGUCUCUACGUCUUGUACUACUUCCCUGCUGAAUUCCACUUCGACUCUGAUCAGCUAUGCUGUCUCCACGACAUCAUCGGCAGCUACUACAACAACCCCGGCUUUGGAGUACACCACGUCAGCAACGUCGUCGCUGAACACUACAACGCCAUACGAGAGCACUUCGACCGUGGAAGUCACAAGCAUAGCUUACGUUACUUCCAAGGUGACCGCAGAAAUCACUGUGACUGCUUCCGAAAGCGCGUCGUCAGCUGCUGGAGCCUCGAGCUCUGCCCUUCUUACAUCGGAAGCUGCGACGAGCAACGCAACAUCUAUGGCUUCGAGCACGGCUGUCCAAUCUUCGGCUGAAGUCCCCGCUUCGUCGAUGGAAACAUCGACUGAAUCUACAUCGCAGGCUUCGUCUGCAUCGCCAUCUUCAUCGUUUAUUCCCACCUUCAACAUAUCGAGUUCAGCAAGCCCAGCCUCUUUAGCUUCGUCGAGUGCACCCGAAACGUCUCUCGCAAUUUCGUCCUCCGUCGCUUCGACAACACCAGUCGCGUCCGCACCGGCUGUCGCGACCGAAAACCUGCCGCCGCCGGCACCGGUAGUUACUAUGGCGGCUGGCUUCUUGGUCCCGAGUAAUGCCAGCGCUGCGCCUGUACAGCAGACGCCUCCUUUGGAGUUCACCGGUGCUGCGGUCAGGCAUGCACCCGAGGUGAGGGGUAUGUUCGGCUGGCUGGUGGGUGUGGUGGGCUUUUGUUUGGUAGGGCCAUUGUUGUAAUCUUAGUUCACUCCUACUCAUGUAGCAAAAACA